This is a messenger RNA of Cornus florida, 2816 nucleotides long. Its product is annotated as beta-amyrin 16-alpha-hydroxylase CYP87D16-like. Bases 1044 to 2465 code for a protein of 473 amino acids. The transcript is spliced from 9 exons. Gene Ontology annotation, molecular function: monooxygenase activity; oxidoreductase activity, acting on paired donors, with incorporation or reduction of molecular oxygen; heme binding. Gene Ontology annotation, biological process: sterol metabolic process. The record is from RefSeq and is a predicted model, not a curated record. Lineage: Eukaryota; Viridiplantae; Streptophyta; Magnoliopsida; Cornales; Cornaceae.
CUACUCACAUCAUCAACCAGAAAUUUAAAUAUAUUAAAACUCAAAUUGGAUUCUGGUUAGAAUUUCUCUAACCCGAUUCCAAUGCAAAACGGGCUCGAGUUGGAAAAUUAAACAUGAGACCAAUCCGAUUGUUUAAAUUCCUAUUCUGGUCGGAUUCGUUUGGUACCAUUCGACUUACAUCCAAGAGCUAUAGGUUCUUGUUCCUUAUCAGAUCAGAUAGAGGGUUUUGGGUAUAAGAGCAGUAGCUUAAGCUUUUUAGAUCAAAUGGCAAACUUUUGACCCGUUACAAGUGGCAUCAGAGUAGACCCGAAGGUGUUCAGGGUCAUUACUGGGUCCUCCUGCCAUUACGGAUGCUGCUAUUGUGGUAGAUAAAUUAAAAGCAGGGUGCAUUUUUUGAAGUGACCCCUCAACUUUAUCUGGCCCCAUGGCCAAAUGAUAGCAAAGAAAUGGUGGAGUUGAGUGGUCUUGGCCGUAGUGAUUAACUCCACUCAACAUUCUGUGAAUAAAUCUAUAAAGGAAGAUUUCUCCAUCAUUUUUAGACGGUCUCUGCCUUCCAUGACCACACCAUUAGCUUUGAACCACCAUUCACAAGAAGCACAUUUUUGUUAUGUCUUUUGUCUGGAUUAAAUAAGAGAGGCUCUGCACACGACUUGUCCCAAUAUGAGUACUGAUAAGAAGAAAAUUAUUGAAAACAACAAUAAUAAAACACACACACUCAAAGAGAGAGAAAAUAAAAGUUUUUUUAAUGGUGGGUGUAUGAAAGUGAGAUUUGGGGUUGUGAUUUUUUCUACUUUUUGGCACCAUAAAAUGCUUCAAACAUACCACUUACUCAACAUUAUCAGUUUCUCUACAUUUACAAGUUCAGUUUCUAGUAUAUUUGUGUUCACAAUUUAGUCUCUUCCUUGUUUGCUAUUUGUGGCUUCCUUCCUACCAUACCACUUUCUUGUUUGCUUGCUAUACAAUUGUUUCCAUCAACUCAGACACAUUUCCACACAAAAACACACACACACACACACACACACACACACAUAUAUAUAACCAAAAUGUGGUCAGUUGGAUUGUGUGUUGUAGCAGUGCUUACCAUUUGCAUUAUUCACUGGAUUUACAAAUGGAGGAAUCCCAAAUGCAAUGGAGUGCUUCCUCCAGGUUCCAUGGGCCUCCCUCUUAUUGGGGAGACCCUUCAGUUAAUCAUUCCCAGUUACUCUAUGGAACUUCCACCUUUCUUAAGAGAAAGACUGAAUAGGUAUGGACCAAUCUUCCGAACAAAUGUGGCAGGUCGGUCUGUCAUUGUAUCAGCUGACCCUGAAUUCAACUACUUUCUCCUCCAGCAAGAAGGGAAGUUGGUCGAAUCAUGGGCAUUCGACACAUUUGCCAAAAUAUUUGAACAGGGGGAGUCUAGGCCAAAUGGUGCUCAAGUUAAAAAAUAUGUGAGAAACUUGGUGUUGAAUCACUUUGGUGUAGACACCCUCAAGGAGAAGCUUCUUCCUCAGUUGAAUGGAAUGGUUUGCAAAACUCUUGGUGCUUGGUCGAACCAAGACUCCAUUGAAGCGAAAAGCGAGGCUGCAAAAAUGUCUAUAGACUUUUGUGCAAAGCAACUAUUUAGCUAUGAUCCAGAAGAAUCACCAGUCAAGCUAAGUGAUCUCUUCAGAAAUUUUGUCGAAGGUCUCCUGUCCUUUCCUGUGAACAUCCCCGGUACAGCACACCAUAGAUGUUUGAUGGACCACAAAAAGGUGCUAGACAUGGUGAGGGACGCUUUGAGUAAGAGGCUCCUUUCAACCGAGAGUGAUCAAAGGGACUUGCUAAAUCGUGUCAUUCAAGACAUGAGCACAGAGAAGUUCUUGACAGAGGAUUUCAUUAUUCAACUAAUGUUUGGUCUUUUAUUCGUCAACUCUGAUUCCAUUUCAAUGACAAUCGCAUUAGCUCUGAAGUUACUCUUGGAACAUCCUUUGGUGUUAGAGGAAUUAACUGCUGAGCAUGAGACAGUCCUUAAAAACAAAGACAAUUCAAAUUCCCCAAUAACAUGGGAAGAGUAUAAGUCGAUGACUUUUACACUUAAGGUUAUCAAUGAAACUCUUAGAUUGGCAAAUGUUGCACUGGGGAUGUUUCGAAAAGCCUUAAAAGAUAUCAAAGUAAAAGGAUACACAAUUCCUGAAGGCUGGGUAGUUGUGCUUGCCACUUCUGCUCUUCACUUGGACUCUGACAAAUUUGAGAAUCCACUCGAAUUCAACCCAAGGCGUUGGAAGGACCUUGAGUCAUCUGUUUUAGCUAAGAACUUCAUGCCAUUUGGAUCAGGCAUGAAGCAAUGUGCAGGCUCAGAGUAUAGUAAGGUGUUUAUAGCCACCUUUCUUCAUGUCUUGGUCACAAAAUACAGAUGGACAAAAAUCAACGGAUGUGAGGUGAUGCGAUCUCCUAUGAUGAGAUUCCCAAACGGAUUUCACUUCAAAGUCUCUGAAAAGAAUAAUUGAAGGUGUUCGCUAUUUUCAAUUCUUGGAAUCCCUGAAUAUUUCCUUGGAAAAGAAUUACCGAAGAAUUUUCUAUUUUCCGUUGUUAGAAUUCCUUUGAAUAAGCUUCCUCUUAAGUCUGAAUGGAGGAAUGAUGGGAUGAUUUCCAAGCUAAAUUAAGGGUCAUCUUCUUAAAAUUUUAUGCAUCUUGUCAUCUAUUCUUAGCUGGUUUAUUUUAUAUGUAUAUAGUUGACAGUAAAUGUAGCCUCCUGGUGGGCAUGUCAGACAAAUGUAGAUGAACAAAAAUCAAGGGAUGCGAGGUUUCACUUUAAAGUCUUUGAAAAGAACAAGUAAUUCAAGGGUUUGUUAUUUUCA